Messenger RNA from Nyctereutes procyonoides (raccoon dog), 2633 nucleotides. It is a transcript of the gene DCST1, whose product is annotated as DC-STAMP domain containing 1. The transcript is spliced from 16 exons. The record is from RefSeq and is a predicted model, not a curated record. The coding region runs from base 267 to 2387 and encodes 706 amino acids. Lineage: Eukaryota; Metazoa; Chordata; Mammalia; Carnivora; Canidae. Gene Ontology annotation, cellular component: membrane.
UGCCCACCAGGUUCCAGGGUCCUGGAAUUCCUCACCACAUUCUAAAGUUCCGGAGGCUCAGACUGUUUCUGUCUUGGAGUGCCUGAGCCAGCUUCAGGACUGGGGAGGGGGCAGGAGACUCUAAUCUCCUUCCCCAAGACUCAGGGCAGAAGACACAGACCUCACUCAGGCUGUGGGGGUGGCUGAGGGGACCGAAGCAGACCUCUGUGCCCAAGGACAUCCUUGAGGACACUUGUGGGACAGCAGAGGGUCCCCAGAGCAGACUUAUGGCCAUCAGACUUCUUCAGGACGGAGCAACCAGGCAAACAGGGAAGGUCCCCCACACCACACUGCAGAAGCUCCUGAGCUGGGGGCUGCCUGUCAUGGGCAACCGAUUCCUGCAGCGCCAGCCGGGCGAGUUCCCUGUGUCUGCUUUUCUGCUGGGGGCAAGCACUGGAGGGCUCCUGGCUGUGGGUCUCUUCCAGCUCCUGGUGAACCCUAUGAACAUCUAUGAAGAUCAGAAGAUGGUGACAUUGUACAGCUUGGUGGGCUUGGGGGUCGUGGGCUGGGGGACCUCCCCGCACAUCCGCUGUGCCAGCCUCCUGCUUGUCCCUAAGAUGCUGGGCAAAGAGGGCAGGCUCUUCGUGCUGGGAUACGCCCUGGCUGCCAUCUAUGAGGGACCGGCGGCCAACCUGCGGAACAACCUCAACGAGGUGAUCUCGUCGCUGGGCUGCACUGUACAGCUGCAGAUCAACAACACACGCAAGGCCUGGCGUGUCUCCGUGGGUCCGCUGCGGGCAGUGCUCAAGGAUCUGCUGGCCAGCAAAGAUUCACUGAAAGCCGAGACUCAGAACAUCACCAAGUCCUUUGAGGACCUGGAUGACCAGGUGAACAGCGAGACUGGCUACACACUGGAGAACUCCAUGGGCUUGGAGGGUACAGCCCGAGGUGGAGAGAUGUACCGAGCUGUGCCAUCCAGGUACCACCUCUCCACACAGAAGAUGUAUGAGCUGAAGACCAAGCUGCGCUGCUCCUAUGUGGUGGACCAGGCCAUCCUCAGCUGCCAGCGCUGGUUUGACCAGAAACACAAACAGUGCAUGCAGCGCAUCUGGGUUCCGCUGCUCAACCACCUGCUCUGCUUGCCCAUGAAGUUCAAAUUUUUCUGCAGCAUCGCCAGGGCGAUGGAGGUGUGGUGCCGCAGUCGCAUCCCUGUGGAAGGCAACUUCGGGCAGACCUAUGACUCUGUCAACCAGUCUAUCCAUGACCUGGGUGGGGAGUUUUCAGCCACUAUUGAUCUCAAGGAAGAAAAGCAGGCGUGGAUGCUGGGCCUCAACACGAGCUGGGAACACGUGAGCGCGGAGCUGCAGGACUAUGUCCUCCAGCAGGAGGCCCAGCUGGAGUGGACGCUAGGGCUGCUGCGAGUACUGUUGUCCUGCACUUUCCUGCUGGUUUUCCGCAUGUCCUUCUCCUAUGUGGACAGCUACAAUGGCGACAUCCGCUUUGACAACAUCUAUAUCAGCACCUACUUCUGUCAGAUUGAUGAACGCAGGAAGAAGUUGGGCAAACGGACUUUGCUGCCACUCCGCAAAGCCGAGGAGAAGACCAUCAUCUUCCCCUAUAAUCCCACCAUGCAGGCCUCGGAAACAAAAAAUGUGGUGAGAGAGCUCGUGGAGACAGUGCCUGUUCUGCUCCUGUUGCUGCUCCUCUGUGGCCUGGACUGGGCUCUCUACUCAAUCUUUGACACCAUCCGCCACCACUCCUUCCUACAGUACUCCUUCCGCAGCAGCCAUAGAUUGGAGGUGAAAGUCGGGGGGGACUCCAUGCUUGCCCGGCUUCUUCGGAAAACCAUUGGAGCCCUGAACAGCUCCUCGGAGACAGUGGUGGAAUCAAACAACAUGCCCUGCCUGCCCCAGCCCAUGGCUCUGGAUGCCAGGGCUUAUCUGAGGGCCGCACUCCCCAUGGGCCUGCUGCUGUGCCUUUGCCUGCUCCAGGCCUUCGCCUACCGACUUCGGAGGGUCAUCACAGCCUUCUACUUCCCCAAGAGAGAGAAGAAGAGGAUUCUGUUCCUCUACAAUGACCUGCUGAGGAAAAGGGCGGCCUUUACAAAGUUAAGAAGGGCUGCCAUCGUGAGGCGGGCACAACAGCAGAAGCCUCCACACCGCGGCCUGGCGGCCGUCCUGGACCGCCGCUGCCCGCUCCUGCGCCGCUGGCUGCGCCGGCGCUGCGUGGUGUGCCAGGCGCCGCAAACGCCUGAGGCCUACCUGUGCCCGACGCCGGACUGCGGGGCCGUGUACUGCCAGUCGUGCUGGGACGACAUGCGUCGGCGGUGCCCGGCCUGCACCCCGCGCGAGGAGCUCUCGUCCUCCGCCUACAGCGACAGCAACGACGACGCCACCUACGCGGAGUGAAGGGGCGUCCUGUCCUCCCGCUCCCCGCGCUGAAUAAAGGCCCGUCUGCGCCAGACGCCCGCGCGUCCCAGGGGUCUGACUGGCAGUCCGCAGCCCCGGGCCGCCGACGUGACGUGGGAGGGCAGCCACGCUGCGGGGAUGGGGUUCGGGCCGGCCGGGUGGAGGCGCGCCGCCCAAGAGGGUAGGACCGGGCCUCGGCUCGCAACGCGCGCAGCAGCCGGAGCGCCGCGGGGGCGGGGCGCGGGU